Seriola aureovittata is the source of this 5267-nucleotide messenger RNA. Its product is annotated as protein NLRC3-like. Gene Ontology annotation, molecular function: protein binding. Lineage: Eukaryota; Metazoa; Chordata; Actinopteri; Carangiformes; Carangidae. The record is from RefSeq and is a predicted model, not a curated record.
UGAGCAGUUUUUAAUGUUUUACUCGUUAACACCUGUCGUUACCUGAGUUAUCUAACCUGCAACUGAUCGUGUUGUUGUUGUGUUAUUAUAAUGUUACUGUAACUGAGUCACAGCUGUAACUGUAAAGUCUGCACCGACAUUAAACGUGUCCGCCAUGUUGUGUUGAUCUUGGCGGUAGAAGCGCGGGAAUAAGAGUAGAAGCAGAGUUAGUCGAUGGUCAGUAGUUGAACACAGAGUCGUUAUUUCUGUGUUUCCACUUGCUGAUGACUGGAGGCAGCUUUUCCCGCCUGAAUCAGCCUGUGGAGGAGGCGGAGAUGAGCCGCUGCUCUCCCGCUGUCUGAGCCACUAAUCGCGGUCUGAGCUCGUCCGGACAGCCGCUGGAGAACAGCUGGGACUUUCUCUGUGGAUGAAGGUAGAAAGUGUGUGUGAGCUGAUGUGGAUGUGAACUCAGCAGCAUGGAUCAGUGUGAGGACAGAGAGGAGGGAGCCCCUCCCUCUAAAACCACUCUGUGUGGGGAACAUGAGAGAAAGACCAGAGCUCAGAGGAUCCAGCAGCAGAGACCAGACUCUCCUGAACCCAGCUGUCUGUCUUUAAAGAGCAACAACUCGAAGGACUUUUUCAUUAACUUUAAAGGACGACGUCCAUCAGCUAAUCAGAUGUAAGCUGUAACUGACAGUAAGACUCAGGUUAUUCUAGAAAAGAACUAGUUUGUAUGACGUGUUGUUCGACCUCGUCUGAAAUCAAAGAGUUUCUGUCUGUUGUGAACGUCCUCACUGGAAGGUGGAGGUAAAACUCUGUCCGUCAUAGAGAGGGGGGAGACGUGAUGUGGUUUAAACAUGGAGAUAACUUCUCCAUGUUCACACAGUCUCUCCUGGAAGACAUUCAUAGAGUUGACCUCAGUUAUUCAAAUGAAAAGUGACAGAAACAGUUUGUGUGAAGAGAGAAGUUCAAACCCCGCCCACUUCCUCACCUGCACUCAGCUGACCAAUCACUGCCUUGCUUCAGGGCACGUCAGCAGUGUUCAGUGAGGGAGGGAGAGCUAUAUGGAGGGUUGGUGAGAGCUGUUGGGACUAAACCAAACUGACUGAAGCCAAACACUGAGCUGAAAGCUACAAGCUGCUGCAGACUGAGCUGUUGAUUCUCAGUGGGAUCAGCAGGACUAGUAAACCUUUACCACUACAGGGAGUCGUCUGAUUGGCUGUCACAUCCAAACAUGACUUCAUGGACCUUUAGCUUGUGUCUGUCUCUGUGUGGACAGACAUAAUGUGAGCUCAUUCUUCAUGAUUCCUCCACAGAGUGGACCAGGAGAGCUCAGAGGUUCCCAGGUCUCAGUCUGCCCAGCAGCAUCAAACACAGCUGGACUCCAUAUUUAUGCUGCUGGAGGAGAACAUGGUCACUUUUGUGAAGAACGAGCUGAAGAAGAUGCACAAGCUUCUGAGUCCAGAUUACCCAGAAUGCUCAGGGAGUCAGAGGGAGGAUGAGGAGGUGUUGGAUGGUGAGGAGGGGUUGGACGGUGAGGAUGAAGAGCAGAGGAGGAGCAGAGAGGCAUUUGAGAAGAUCACAGUGAACUUCCUGAGGAGAAUGAAGCAGGAGGAGCUGGCUGACUGUCUGCAGAGCAAACUUAUUGCUGCAGUUUGUCGACGUGAACUCAAAUCUAACCUGAAGAAGAAGUUCCAGUGUGUGUUUGAGGGGAUCGCUAAAGCAGGAAACCCAACCCUUCUGAACCAGAUCUACACAGAGCUCUACAUCACAGAGGGAGGGACUGGAGAGGUCAAUGAUCAACAUGAGGUCAGACAGAUUGAAACAGCAUCCAGGAAACCAGUCAGACCAGAAACAACCAUCAGACAAGAAGACAUCUUUAAAGCCUCACCUGGAAGAACAAUCAGAAGAGUGAUGACAAAGGGAGUGGCUGGCAUUGGGAAAACAGUCUUAACACAGAAGUUCACUCUGGACUGGGCUGAAGACAAAGACAACCAGGACAUACAGUUCACAUUUCCAUUCACCUUCAGAGAGCUGAAUGUGCUGAAAGAGAGAAAGUUCAGCUUGGUGGAACUUGUUCAUCACUUCUUUACUGAAACCAAAGAAGCAGGAAUCUGCAGGUUUGAUCAGUUCCAGGUCGUGUUCAUCUUUGACGGUCUGGACGAGUGUAGACUUCCUCUGGACUUCCACAACACUGAGAUCCUGACUGAUGUUACAGAGUCCACCUCAGUGGACGUGCUGCUGACAAACCUCAUCAGGGGGAAACUGCUUCCCUCUGCUCGCCUCUGGAUAACCACACGACCUGCAGCAGCCAAUCAGAUCCCUCCUCAGUGUGUUGACAUGGUGACAGAGGUCAGAGGUUUCACUGACCCACAGAAGGAGGAGUACUUCAGGAAGAGGUUCAGAGAUGAGGAGCAGGCCAGCUGCAUCAUCUCCCACAUCAAGACAUCACAAAGCCUCCACAUCAUGUGCCACAUCCCAGUCUUCUGCUGGAUCACUGCUACAGUUCUGGAGGAGGUGUUGAAAACCAGAGAGGGAGGAGAGCUGCCCAAGACCCUAUCUGAGAUGUACAUCCACUUCCUGGUGGUUCAGUCCAAACUGAAGAAGGUCAAGUAUGAUGGAGGAUCUGAGACGGAUCCACACUGGAGUCCAGAGAGCAGGAAGAUGAUUGAGUCUCUGGGAAAACUGGCUUUUGAGCAGCUGCAGAAAGGAAACCUGAUCUUCUAUGAAUCAGACCUGACAGAGUGUGGCAUCGAUAUCAGAGCAGCCUCAGUGAACUCAGGAGUGUUCACACAGAUCUUUAAAGAGGAGAGAGGCCUGUACCAGGACAAGGUGUUCUGCUUCGUCCAUCUGAGUGUUCAGGAGUUUCUGGCUGCUCUUCAUGUCCAUCUGACCUUCAUCAAGUCUGGACUCAAUCUGAUGCCAGAGGAACAAUCAACACUCUUCUACCAGAGAGCUGUGGACGAGGCCUUACAGAGUCCAAAUGGACACCUGGACUUGUUCCUCCGCUUCCUCCUGGGUCUUUCACUGCAGACCAAUCAGACUCUCCUACGAGGUCUGAUGUCACAGACAGGAAGUGGCUCACAGACCAAUCAGGAAACAGUCCAGUACAUCAAGAAGAAGAUUGAAGAGACUCCCUCUGCAGAGAAAAGCAUCAACCUGUUCCACUGUCUGAAUGAACUGAAUGAUCGUUCUCUAGUGGAGCAGAUCCAACAGUCCCUGAGAUCAGGAAGUCUCUCCACAGAUAAACUGUCUCCUGCUCAAUGGUCAGCUCUGGUCUUCAUCUUACUGUCCUCAGAAGAAGAUCUGGACGUGUUUGACCUGAAGAAAUACUCUGCUUCAGAGGAGGCUCUUCUGAAGCUGCUGCCAGUGGUCAAAGCCUCCAACAAAGCUGUACUGAGUGGCUGUAACCUCUCAGAGAGAAGCUGUGAAGCUCUGUCCUCAGUCCUCAGCUCCCAGUCCUCUAGUCUGAGACACCUGGACCUGAGUAACAACGACCUGCUGGAUUCAGGGGUAAAGGUGCUGUCUGCUGGACUGAAGAGUCCACACUGUGCACUGGAGACUCUCAGUCUGAGCAGCUGUAAACUCUCACAGAGAAGCUGUGAAGCUCUGUCCUCAGUCCUCAGCUCCCAGUCCUCUAGUCUGAGACACCUGGACCUGAGUAACAACGACCUGAAGGAUUCAGGAGUGAAGCUUUUGUCUGUUGGACUAAAGAGUCCACACUGUGCACUGGAGACUCUCAGGGUGGAGCCUGGUGGAGUCCGAUGGUUGAGACCAGGUCUGAGGAAGUAUUCCUGUGAACUCACAAUCGACACAAACACAGUGAACAGAAGGAUCAAACUGUCUGACAACAACAGGAAGGUGACAUAUGUGGAGGAGGAUCAGUCAUAUCCUGAUCAUCCAGACAGAUUUGACCAGCGUCCUCAGCUGCUGUGUUCAACUGGUCUGACUGGUCGCUGUUACUGGGAGGUCGAGUGGAGAGGAAGGGUUUAUAUAUCAGUGAGUUACAGAGGAAUCAGAAGGAAAGGAAACAGUAGAGACUGUUGGUUUGGAAGGAACGAUCAGUCCUGGAGACUGUUCUGCUCUAAUGGUGGUUACUAUGUCUGUCACAAUGACAGAGUGACAUCUGUCUCCUCCUCCUCCUCCUCCUCCUCCUCCUCCUCUAACAGAGUAGCAGUGUAUGUGGACUGUCCUGCUGGCUCUCUGUCCUUCUACAGAGUCUCCUCUGACUCACUGAUCCACCUCUACACCUUCAACACCACCUUCACUGAACCUCUGUAUCCUGGGUUUAGGUUCUGGUCUGGUUCCUCAGUGUCUCUGUGUUGAGUGUAGCAGAGAGAGUCUCCUCCUGUCAGAGAAACUCAGUGUUGAACAGAAAGUUCAGUCUCUACACGUCUGUCUCUUUCACUCACUCACCUUUUCAGAUUCAUGAAUUAAAUCAGUUGAUUUUUAAACUCUUGUAAAAGAUUCUUGUGAACUUCUUCCUCUUCCUUUAAAGAUGGAAACUAUGAUUAUUACAGGAUAAACAAUGUUGAUUUUUACUUUUGUAAGACUCUAAUUUUCUUGUCUUUUCACAAUAAAAGCAUCAGUGUGAGUAUCAGUGUCUCUGAAUCUGAGGACGACUGAGCUGAUUCAGUUCAAACUAAAAUGUUUUCAGUUUGUUUUAAAGGUCUGAGAAAAGACAAAGACAGUCAGUGAGAUGGUCCUGAGGCUCUCAGUGAUGAAGGUUUAUGUCCACUUUUUUUUUUUUUUUAACUUUAUUGCCUUAAAUGUACAUUAACAGGCAAUUAACAUCGCCAAGGAAUACAAAAAGAAAAAAAAAAAUCAUCUUGAGAUUGGGUCUCAUCUGUCACACAGAGAUAGCACUGUAAAGGGUAUAGCACACAUCUUAUUUAGUUCUGUACUCCAAAAAAGGGAUAUUUUAGAUAAUGUGGUGUCUUAGCUGAUUUGUGAGUCAAGGAUAGGAAUGUUUUUAGGAGGAGACUAGGUGUAAAGGUCAGACGCCAGAAAAAAGCUGACUUUUGUUUUACAUAACAGAAUUUACGGUAUCUUUUAACUUCAUAUAGAAUGACCAUGUUUGGACAUAAAUGUUGGCUCUUUGCCACUAGAGGUUAUUAAAAAUCAGCUAUGUCAUGAAUAUGUAUCUAGAGGUUAUUCAGCCUAUAAAUUGUAUGGUUUUGGGGAAAAACGGGAGAAGAUCCUUUUUCGCUUUGGGUCGUCUCACGGGCAGUUUUGAUGCUUGUCAAAUGAUGUGCCUUUUUGUAAUAAACUUUUUUAUAUACAACUAA